This is a messenger RNA of Colletotrichum phormii, 1380 nucleotides long. RefSeq lists its product as uncharacterized. The coding region runs from base 1 to 1380 and encodes 459 amino acids. The transcript has 2 exons. The record is from RefSeq and is a predicted model, not a curated record. Lineage: Eukaryota; Fungi; Ascomycota; Sordariomycetes; Glomerellales; Glomerellaceae.
AUGUUGUACAACAACUGCUUCGCGCGGUUGCCGCCUACCGCCGCGAUACUGCUUCUCUCGAAUGUUUUCGCCCUGACCGAAGCCGGCGCUCUCCCCCGCCAAACAGAGCAAGCUCAAGUUCACAUCGCCUACCGGACACUGGACGUCCGUAAUUGGCCGCUGGCAACGCCAGCACCAUGGCUGGGUAUUAUGAGGAGGCAGGAUGACAGCACCAACACCGUCUGCGGUUAUCUCGGCGGUGACCCGAAUCUCCCAGCGACAUGUUCAGCUGGCUCACACUGCGCCAUGGAUGCUUCCAUCUCGGCCAUCGGCUGCUGUCCGAACGGUGCCGCCUGUACGACGGGCGUGUACACGAGCUGUGUCGACCAGAACAGCCCCACCCAAACGGCUUCGGAUCCGUACAUCUUCACUUGCCAGGGCUCCAAUGUCUGCUACCGAAACAGCUUCGACGGAGGCGCAUACCAGUAUGGAUGCGGCACGACAAGCCAGGGUACAACUGUCGCUGCCACCGCAUCAGGACUCAGCACGACGGUGGCCAUCACGCACAUCUCGGGUCUCGUCACGAGGCAGGAGACCGCUUCAUCAAGCAUCUCUUCCUCUAGCAGCUCAAGCUCCUCAAGCAGCUCUUCUACAACUUCAAGCUCUUCGAGCUCAACCACCAGUUCCACCACCAGCUCAUCUUCAAGCACCUCCACAACAUCAUCGGUAUCAUCUACCUCGUCGGCGCCAGCAGCUACUAGCAGCGCUCCUCCAGUGAACGCCGAGGCUGCUGCGGCAGGACUGAGACGCAAUGGCGGCAUCAUCGGCGGUGUCAUCGGCGGCUGCGCUAUGCUCGUGGCCCUCGUCUCCGUGGCACUCUGGAUGCGCAAGCGCAAGCGUGGCAACAAGCGUCUUGGUCCUGGCGCCGGUAAAGGUCCCACUUAUGUCCCCCAAACCAACCAAAAGGACUUUGCACCCGUGCCCGGCGGCGAGAUGAUGUUUGACCAAGCAGGCUACGGCCACCCGUCCAUGAUGCCCGGCGCCCACGGCAACACCACCUCCAUCAGCGGAGGCCGAUCCGCCAACACGCCGCCGUCGUCCGCCCCCGGAGGAUAUAACCCCGCCAGCGGCGCCUCUGCGUCCGGCGCGUCCCGAUCGACGGCCGACGAUACCCCGCUCACGCACCAAGGCGAGAUGGCGGAGUUUUCGAGAGGAUACAACGAUGCUGUUGGGCGCGAGGGGCAUAGGGCGACUAGCUCCGGUACGGAUGGCGCGGGACACGGGAGCCCCCAUGGCGCUGGCGCUGGGGCGACGAAUGCGGGUCACAGGCCCGAUGGGUCUGAGGAGAGGCCAUUGUGGCAGCAGAAUCGGAGGCAGAGCCGGAAUUUGAUGUGGAUGUAA